AUGUGGGCUGAUUCAACGUUAACGUCCUGUCACACUAUGGGAUAUGGUACGUCGUUGUCUAAGGCGCUGAGUGAUCAGGGUAGCGCAUGCGUCAGAGCGGGUCGAUAUGUAGUGACGUCACCUGGACUCAGGCCUCAGUCAGCCGCCAGCGGCCACGACGAUAACAUGUGGCUGAAAUGCUUGACUAUAACCGUGCUUUUCGCGGCGACCGUUUCCCGAGAAGUCUUCACGAAUUCCUUCCUGGUGCGGUUCAAGAGAUCGGUCCGGCAUGACGAGGCUACGGAGCUGGCCGCCCGCCACGGCUUCGAGAGUCUUGGACCGGUACUAGGUUCUGAGACGGAAUGGCAUUUCGCGCAUCGCGGGUUGCCACACGCUCGUCCAAGGCGUUCGAUCGCGCACACAAGGAUCCUGAAACAGCAUCCAUUGGUACACACUGCAGUCCAGCAGACUGGUUUCAAACGCGUCAAAAGAGGAUAUCGUCCUCUGCGCCUGCCGGAGACAGUACCGGCCUCUGAGCCCCGUGAUCCCUACUUUCCGCUACAGUGGUACCUGAAGAACACGGGACAAAACGGCGGGAAACCCAAGCUUGAUCUGAACGUGGAAGCAGCUUGGGCUCAAGGGUACACUGGCGUCAACGUAACCACAGCUAUCAUGGAUGAUGGUGUCGAUUACAUGCAUCCCGACUUAAAAUAUAAUUACAAUGCGGAGGCUUCGUACGACUUCAGUAGCAACGAUCCGUUUCCUUAUCCACGCUACACGGAUGACUGGUUUAACAGUCACGGAACGAGGUGCGCUGGUGAAGUGGCCGCAGCUCGCGACAACGGCGUCUGUGGUGUCGGCGUCGCUUAUCACUCCAAAGUUGCCGGUAUAAGAAUGUUAGACCAGCCGUACAUGACAGAUCUCAUCGAAGCCAAUUCUAUGGGUCAUGAGCCCCACAAGAUUCACAUAUACAGUGCCUCGUGGGGUCCUACAGACGACGGUCGGACUGUGGAUGGACCAAGAAACGCGACUAUGAGAGCUAUUGUGAGAGGAGUUAAUGAGGGUCGUAAUGGCCUCGGUAAUAUCUACGUAUGGGCGAGUGGUGAUGGGGGCGAGGACGACGACUGCAAUUGUGAUGGCUACGCUGCGUCUAUGUGGACUAUUUCAAUUAAUAGUGCAAUAAAUGACGGUCAAAACGCGCAUUACGACGAAUCAUGUUCGUCUACGCUCGCGAGCACAUUCAGCAACGGUGCUCGCGAUCCUAGUACUGGAGUGGCGACCACUGAUUUGUACGGAAAAUGUACUGCGACCCACUCGGGAACGUCUGCUGCGGCGCCAGAAGCUGCUGGGGUAUUCGCUCUGGCUUUACAUGCCAAUCCGAAUCUGACGUGGCGCGACAUCCAGCAUCUAACAGUAUUGACUUCGAAAAGAAAUUCGCUGUACGAUGCAAAGGGACGUUUUCACUGGACUAUGAAUGGAGUGGGCUUAGAAUUCAAUCACUUGUUCGGUUUUGGGGUACUGGACGCCGGUGCGAUGACCGCUCUGGCUGCUAAUUGGCGCUCCGUGCCUCCGAGAUAUCAUUGUGAAGCAGGAUCUGUUAAUACUCACACCGAGAUCCCGACCGAUGGCAGCGUGACCUUGAAGAUCGACACCACAGCAUGCGCGGGCUCCCCCAGCGAGGUGCGCUACCUGGAACACGUGCAGGCUGUCGUCAGCGCCAACGGCACGCGACGCGGCGACCUGGAGUUCUUCCUCACCAGUCCGAUGGGAACCAGAUCCAUGAUUUUAAGCAGACGGGCCAACGAUGGCGACUCCCGGGACGGCUUCACAAAGUGGCCUUUCAUGACCACACAUACAUGGGGAGAAUACCCACAGGGCACAUGGAUCUUAGAGGCUCGGUACAACGGUGGGGGCUCGUCGGGGGGCGAGUGGUCGGGCUGGGUGCGCGGCUGGUCGCUAGUGCUGCACGGCACGCGCGCGCCGCCCUACGCCCAACUCCAGCCUCAGGACCCGCACUCCAAACUCGCCGUCGUCAAGAAAGCACACGAGGACGCCCUCGCCAAGUAACAGCACCCGAUCUCGCGGACGCAUACCUUCUAUCAUUUCACUUUCAGGAGACUUACGAACGCGCAUAACAACCUCGGUAACCAAACGGUGUCUUCGUAUUGUCAAGUCGGCCGUUUCUUCGUUUAUAGUUAUAGGCAAUAAUAAUAUGUAAAGGAGCUUCUGUCUGUGUGCUUAGUGCGAGGUUUUUAACGUUCUCGAUAGCGUAAAAGUUAACUCAAUUUUGUAUGCAGUU
Molecule: messenger RNA, 2278 nt
Organism: Bombyx mandarina (wild silkworm)
Lineage: Eukaryota; Metazoa; Arthropoda; Insecta; Lepidoptera; Bombycidae
Gene: amon
Product: prohormone processing protease amontillado
Biological process (GO): peptide hormone processing
Cellular component (GO): membrane; neuron projection
Molecular function (GO): serine-type endopeptidase activity
Source: RefSeq, a predicted model, not a curated record